Triplophysa rosa is the source of this 709-nucleotide messenger RNA. RefSeq names its product ankyrin repeat domain 1b (cardiac muscle) (gene ankrd1b). Lineage: Eukaryota; Metazoa; Chordata; Actinopteri; Cypriniformes; Nemacheilidae. Gene Ontology annotation, molecular function: protein binding. The transcript is spliced from 7 exons. The record is from RefSeq and is a predicted model, not a curated record. Bases 90 to 638 code for a protein of 182 amino acids.
AAAGAAUAAACACAAGGGCACCAGAGAUAGUGAAUGAUUUCGUCGAUGAGGACGACUUCCUGAGGGCGGCACUGGAAAACAAACUGCCAAUGAUCAAGAGUUACCUUGCCAGGGGUGCAGAUCCAAAUGCUUGUGACAAUUUUAACCGAACAGCUCUACACCGAGCUUGCUCAGAAGGCAACGUUGAGAUUGUGAAAGUGCUUUUGGAGGCAGGAGCCUCAAUAGAAAAUAAGGACAAGCUUCAAGCAACUGAAGUUCACUGUGCUUGUCGUGGUGGAAGCUUGCCUGUGCUUGAGGCACUACUUAACCAUGGCGCAAAGCUGGAUUCAAGAGACAAGCUUGGCAGCACACCCCUUCACGUGGCUGUGAGAACAGGAAACUACGCAUGCGCCGAACAUCUCGUUCACUGUGGAGCAGAUGUCAACGCAAAAGACGUUGAGGGCGAUACACCAAUGCAUGAUGCAGUGAAACUGAACCGCUUCAAAUUCAUACAGCUUCUUCUGUUGCACAGGGCAGACUUGAAACACAAAAAUUUUGAGGGAAAGUCACCUAUGGACUAUGUUUGUGAUUGGCAGAAUGGAGCUAAAAGCCUCUUUGACAAUAUUAAGGAUGAAAAAAAACUAGAAGCCUGUACAUAGAAAACAUUUGUCAAACACAUAUAUUGACAAAAUAUAUCUGGGGUUAUACUUAAACAUCUGCAUUGUUAUGU